This is a messenger RNA of Plasmodium falciparum 3D7, 759 nucleotides long. It is a transcript of the gene RPR2, whose product is annotated as ribonuclease P Rpr2/Rpp21/SNM1 subunit. Gene Ontology annotation, biological process: RNA processing. Gene Ontology annotation, cellular component: ribonucleoprotein complex; endoribonuclease complex. Lineage: Eukaryota; Apicomplexa; Aconoidasida; Haemosporida; Plasmodiidae. Gene Ontology annotation, molecular function: ribonuclease P activity. The record is from RefSeq and is a predicted model, not a curated record.
AUGAGUAACAUAAACGGCGAAACAUGGAACAAUACUGAUAAAUUAAAACGAAAAUUGAGUGAAAUAUAUGAUACUGAGAAAGAUAAAAAUGACGAAUUAAAAAAUACAUCCAAAGUUUUAAAAAAUAGUUCUGUAGAAGAAUAUAAUAUUGGUAAAGGAAAUAAUGAUACUUGUAAUAAUUUUUAUGAAGAACAUAUGAACAAUAAUGAAGUGAAAAAUUAUGUAGUACAAAAUAAUGAGGUGAUUGAAAAGUCGGAAAACAAAGAACCAUGCAUAAAUGAAUCAAAUCAAAAAAAGAAAAAGAAAAAGAACAAUAAAAAAAAAUAUAAUAAUAUGGAAAUGGGAAAGCCAUUAAAACAAAUGGUUAGAAUAAAUUAUUUAUUACAAGCAUCUUUCUUAAUGAAUAAUAUGAAUCCCAAUAUAUCUAGGGAAUAUAUUAAAACAAUGAGAAGACUAUCUAACAAGUUUUUAAUAAAAUAUGAUAGUAAAUUUAAAAAGUUAUUUUGUAAAAAGUGCAAUUCAGUUCUUAUUCCAAGUGAAACAUGUGAUGUUUCUGUAAAUCCAUUGAAUUUACAAAAAAAACAUAAGCAAAUAAAUAAUAAGUAUGACACUAAGGAACUUACAAAGGAAUCAACAAAUACUAAUAAUAUAAAGCCAAGAGAUGAAUAUUUAGUUUCAUAUAAAUGUAAACAUUGUCAACAUUAUACCAAGCUUGUAUAUGAAUGUCAUUUAAAUAAAUGUCAAAAUAAAGAAAAUUAA